CUGUCGUUCAUGGAGUCUGCGAGUCAUUAGAUAGCAUGCUCGCGUGCAUCAUCUAACACAAUUGUGAGCUGGAGGUUGCCUAGAAGCGGAGGAGACAUAGAAAUUCAUUCACAACAGGGGACGGAAGAAAAUGAAGAUUGUCGUGUGCCUUGAAUCCCCUUCCUGAAGGUCCGUGCCUCGCGUGCGAGCAUUUCAGCAAGGUAAGAAACGCGGACAUUCUUCCAGCUCAAGGGUUUAAGAGCCGUAAAUAAAUUAGGAUUAAAUUAUGGAUUAAGACAGCUAGCGACUGCAUGCGCUAAUCUCUGCAGCAGGGCAGUCCAAAGAGAGAGGGAGGAGAGAGAAAGAGAGAGCAAAAGAGAGCGAGGGAGAGACACAGACUGAGCCUGAGAGAAGCAGAGAAGAGAGAGAGAGUGGGGGAGGAGCCAGAGAAGGAGAGAAGAGAAAGAUAGAGUACGACCGAGAGGAGAAGAGAGAGAGAUAGAGAGGCAGAGAGUAGAAGGAAGAGUGAGAGAAGGACAGAAGAGAGAGCAUCUCUUGUUUCUGUCAGUCAGGUCUGCCACUGGAACAGAUAGGCUAAGUGGGGGGGGGGGGUGCAGCUGUCCUGGUGAGGGGCUCUGGCUACAGAUUCGACUUGGAGUGAGGGGAGGACCCAGAGAGAGCGAGCAAGAGCGAGUGAGAGACAGAAAGAACGAGAGAGUGAUAAGGAGAGCAAGUGAGAAAGAGAGAGAUAGUAGAGGAGUGUGCAGAGAACUGGCCGGUCCAGGUCGGCGUCUUCCCCGCUAAACUCUGGAGGGAAGGAUCCGGUGCCAGGGACGCGUUAGCCACUCCUCUGGGGUGAGUCGGACUGCCCUCUCAGGGCUGCUUUCCCUCCGCUUUCCUUCAGCGGGGGUACAGGGACCACCGGGAACCGUGGACCCCCCCCGCCCCACCCGUUCUCCUCCCCCCUGAGUGACGGAGGUCCUCGUUCGGAGCCUGAGAUGCGGACCGGGGGGACGUCUCUGGAGCCGAAACGGACGGACGGAGAGCCUGCGUCCCGCAUGGCACAGACGCAUGCAGGUCUCCAGUAACACACGGGGACCCUGGCGUGAGCUAACCCCCCUGCACCCUACAGCAAGAUGACAGCAGUGUGUCCAAAUGGGGACCCCGCCCUGGACGACCCGGGACCCCCCGCUGGGGGCCACAACCUGGGCCCCUCCCUGCAGAGCGUGGGCCCCUCCCUGGGCUGCGAGGCCCCGGGGAACCGACGCUACGCCCGCUGGAGCCGGCAGGACAGCCUGGACGUGGCCACGGACGAGGAGGAGGGCGGGGCCCCGCGCCGGCGGCUGAGCCCGCUGGAGAGGCUGAACCUGGACAUGUGCCAGGACGAGAAGGUGGUGCGCGAGCUGACCGUCGGCCGCCGAAUCGGCUUCUACAAGAUCCGCGGCGAGAUCGGCUGCGGGAACUUCUCCCACGUCAAGCUGGGCAUCCACGCCCUCACCAGAGACAAGGUGGCCAUAAAGAUCCUGGACAAGACCAAGCUGGACCAGAAAACCCAGCGGCUGCUGUCCCGCGAGAUCUCCAGCAUGGAGCGCCUGCACCACCCCAACGUGAUCCGGCUGUACGAGGUGGUGGAGACCCUGUCGCGCCUCCACCUGGUGAUGGAGUACGCCGGGGGCGGGGAGCUCUACACCCGCAUCAGCACCGAGGGGAAGCUGUCCGACAUCGACAGCAAGAUCGUCUUCUCCCAGAUCCUGUCGGCCGUCAAGCACAUGCACGACAACAACAUCGUUCACCGGGACCUGAAGGCGGAGAACGUCCUGUACACCUGCAGCACCUGCGUCAAGGUGGGCGACUUCGGCUUCAGCACGGUCAGCCGGCGCGACGAGACCCUCAACACCUUCUGCGGCUCGCCGCCGUACGCCGCGCCCGAGCUCUUCCGCGACGAGCACUACGUGGGCGUACACGUGGACGCCUGGGCGCUGGGCAUCCUGCUCUUCUUCAUGGUGACGGGCACCAUGCCCUUCCGCGCCGACACCGUGGCCAAGCUCAAGCGCUGCAUCCUGGACGGCGCCUACGCCGUGCCGCCCUUCGUGCCCGAGCCGUGCCAGCGGCUCAUCCGCGGCAUCCUGCAGCCGCUGCCCGCCGACCGCUGCACCGUGGAGCAGAUGAUGGGGUGCGAGUGGCUGCUGCCCGUGGAGUUCCCCCGCGCCAUGGAGCCCUUCCGGCUGGACCCGCUCCACCUGGCCGAGGGCGGGGCCGGGGCCGGGGCCGGGGCCGGGGAGCCGGACGAGGAGGCGGCGGAGGUGCGGGCCGCCCUGGAGGCGCUGGGCAUCACCGCCGAGCACAUCCGGAACAACCAGGGCAAGGACUGCCGCAGCUCGGUGACGGGCGUGUACCGCAUCCUGCUGCACCGCGUGCACCGGCGCCGGGCCCUGGAGAGCAUGCCCGUGGUCGCCGCCCAGGCCGCCGCCGACCCCAAGAAGGACCGCCUCCGGGCCUACCGCGGCCUGAGGCACACCUCCAAGCUCUGCGCCAUCCUGUGACCGCUACUGCGGCCUGACCUUAACCCGACCUUGGCGUGACUGUGCCGGAGGCGCACCUCCAAGCUCUGCGUCAUCCUGAGACCGCGAUUGUGACCGUGACUGUGACCCGACCUUGGCGUGACUGUGCCUGCGAUGCACCU
Anguilla rostrata (American eel) is the source of this 2662-nucleotide messenger RNA. It is a transcript of the gene nim1ka, whose product is annotated as NIM1 serine/threonine protein kinase a. Gene Ontology annotation, biological process: protein phosphorylation; intracellular signal transduction; microtubule cytoskeleton organization. The coding region runs from base 1116 to 2522 and encodes 468 amino acids. The transcript is spliced from 5 exons. Gene Ontology annotation, cellular component: cytoplasm. Gene Ontology annotation, molecular function: tau-protein kinase activity; ATP binding; protein serine/threonine kinase activity. NCBI's taxonomy places the organism in Eukaryota, Metazoa, Chordata, Actinopteri, Anguilliformes, Anguillidae. The record is from RefSeq and is a predicted model, not a curated record.